Molecule: messenger RNA, 1191 nt
Organism: Macrobrachium nipponense
Lineage: Eukaryota; Metazoa; Arthropoda; Malacostraca; Decapoda; Palaemonidae
Exons: 3
Coding region: 59-1081 (340 amino acids)
Source: RefSeq, a predicted model, not a curated record
UUCUUCAGCAACUCGGAUCGCUUGCUUCCCGGCACUUCUAAUCCCAUUCGACAACAGGAUGUGGCAUUUAGCGGCAUUGCUUCUAGUGUCGGCUCUGACAUCAUUGGUUCGGCAAACAAGUGGUUUCCAACCAACUAUUUUUCCUUCCCUACCCGGGUGGAAACCAGAACCUCAAAUUGUUUUUAGCACUGUUCAACAGACAACAAUUCAGUACAUUGACAGAGUAGAAACUAGAACAGUUCCAAGUCCACCUAUUCAAGAAACUCGCUAUGUCACAUCAACACGAGUUAUCCCUCAAAUUAGCUAUGUCACACAGACCCAGAUAGAGACACAAGUUGUACCUGUUGAAGUAACGAGUACACAGAUUCAGACCAUUAAUCAACCAGUUACAAAUUAUCAGACUGAGUAUCGUCAAGAGACCAGGUUAAUCACCAUUCCAGGUCCUGAUGUAGUUAUGACAAGGGUGCGGACUGUGGUUCAGACUUCUGUUAUAAGGAGUGUACAACCAGAUAGUAGAACCCAAUACAUCACAUCAACACAAGUGCAACAACAAUUACAGACCAGAAUUGUAACAGGACCAAAUAUCAUUUUGACCAGUACUGUUCAGAGGCAACAGGUUGUCCCUUAUACAACAGUUAACACAAGAUAUGAAAAUGAUUUUGUUACCCGUGAACAGAUAGUCACAAGGACAAAUGUCCAAACACAGACUAUAGUUCAGACUCAGUUUGUGCCUGAAGAAGUUGUUAGAACUCAAGUAAUACCAACAGUCAUCUAUACUACCAUCUAUGAGACUAGGGUUCAACCAUUCACUCAAGUCCAGACUGUGUUUAGGACUCAGUACAUAACCCCAGCCCCUCUUGUACAAACCCGUGAAGAAACCAGAACCUCUCUUGUUCAGAUACCUGGUCCUGAUAGAGUGGUCACUAGCCAAGUUGUGCAAACACAACAACAGCAACAGGUCAUUUACCAGACUCUUGAUCGAGGACAGCAAAUUACUGUUACACAAACUGUAACUGGAACUUGUUCAGCAAGUGGUUACAAUUACAAUGCACCUUCUAAUCAACUGAUUAUUGGCAAAUAACAUAUUAUGAAUAUAUGUAUCAUACAUUGCACCCAAUUUUGGUUAUGUAAAGCAAUAACUUCUGUAAGCGCAAAACAUGGAUAUUAAUUUGAAGGAAAUUGGUAUGAUGU